Molecule: messenger RNA, 2514 nt
Organism: Arvicanthis niloticus (Nile rat)
Lineage: Eukaryota; Metazoa; Chordata; Mammalia; Rodentia; Muridae
Source: RefSeq, a predicted model, not a curated record
GCCUGCACUCUAGCAGCUCGGAGGACGCUAUGGCGGCGGCAGCGGCUGACGUUUCUCAUUUGCAGGAGUGCGGCUGUAAGGGCAUCCGGACCUGUCUUAUCUGCGAGAGACAAAGUCAGAGGGACCGGUCCUGGCAGAUCUCCCUUCAGGUACAGGCUAGGAAGAGUCAUAGCCAGAAAAUCUAUUCAUCUUAAUUGGGAAACUGAGGCCCAGCUUGCUGGUGAAACAGUCAGGGAUCAAAGCCUCGUGGUAGGGGAGUUGGAGUUGCUUGGAGCGCUGAUAUCUUCAAUAUUCACAAAACCCAAAAGAUGGACGCUUCCCAAGUGCCAUCAGCUGAUGAAUGGAAGAGCGGGAAAAUGCUGGUGCACGCCGAGAUCUCUGCAUUUGAAAGGCAGAGAGGCAGGGAGGCAGAAGUUGAAGCGAACCUCAGCCACGCAGCAGGUUUUAAGAGUUGUCUUGGAAGUAAGAAACGGCUGUAACACAUCACCUUUGUGACUUUGCUGGGAUGAAGUGGCAGAUAACUGGGACUUAAUACCUGGGGUCUGGUUCUGGGUGAGCUUCCGGAGCACAAGGGAAGUCGCUUGGAAAUGGUAGGGAGUGCUAAAUACUAGGCCGUCUGUAUUGGAAAUUCUUCUGAAAGCCAGGGAAGAAAGACAGACAGGGAAUGAGCGACUUAAGACAGCACAGGCUUUGAUUUGGGAGGAAAUUUUUUGGGAAAACAAACCUGUAAGACUCAACUUUACAGCCAAGCAGUGAUGGUACACCACUCGGGAUGCAGAGGCUGGCUCCGUGAGUUCGAGGCUAGCCUAAUCUACAUAGGGAGUUCCAGGAAAGCCCAUCUUGAAAAACGAAAAUAAAUCUGUCAAAACAAGAAAAAAUGCUGUUUCCUUUACUGCCCGGACACAGGCUGGGCCAUGGGGGCCCAGGGCUCUGACUUCGAGGGUUGGGCAUUCCCCUACCCAGGAGUGACACUGAUACAGGACUUUGUGACCCCAGAGGAAGAAGCUGAGAUGGUGCGUCUCAUGGACUGUGACCCCUGGAAGCUCUCACAGUCGGGGAGGAGGAAGCAGGACUAUGGCCCUAAAGUCAAUUUUCGGAAGCAGAAGCUGAAGAUGGCAGGCUUUCAGGGUCUUCCCGGCUUUAGCCAAAAGGUAGUCCAGAGAAUGGGCCUUUACCCGGGGCUAGAGGACUUCCAGCCUGUGGAACAGUGUAAUUUGGACUACAGCCCUGAGCGGGGCUCCGCCAUCGACCCCCACCUGGAUGAUGCCUGGCUGUGGGGCGAGCGGCUGGUGAGCCUCAACCUCCUGUCGGCCACAGUGGUGUCCAUGUCUCUAAAGGCUCCUGGCAACCUGCUGCUCUGCUCAGCCCCCUCUGGCGGACCUGAUGCUUUUGAGGGCAGCCUUGUGGCCCCUAGCAGGUCUGUCCCCUGCCAAGAGGUGGAGGUGGCCAUCUCAGUGCCCCGCCGCUCCCUGCUGGUGCUUACAGGGGCCGCACGACACCAGUGGACACACGCCAUCCACCGCAGACACAUCAAGGCCCGCCGUGUGUGCGCCACCUUCAGGGAGCUAUCCAGUGAGUUCCUGCCUGGAGGGAAACGCCAAGAACUGGGCCGAGACCUGCUGCAGGCUGCACUCUCGUUCCAGGGGAGACCGGUGUGAAUGCCUCCCAGGGCACAGGAGCUGUCACUGGCCUUGCUGAAAGCCUAGCUCCAGCACAACCAUUGGAGGAGCUAACACUGAGGUCUCCCCACAGCUCAGUAGAUUCGUGGGUUUUUUUUUUGAGACAGGGUCUCAUGUAGCCCAGGCUAGCCUCCAGUUAAUUCUGUAGCUGAGGAUGACCUUGGACUCUUGACUUUUCUACCUCCACUUCCCAAGCUCUGGAAUUACGGAAGUGCAUUGCCAGGCCUGGCUGUUGUGUUUUGUUUUGUUUCUCUUUUUGAGACGGGGUCUCUGGCCUAGAUUGGCCUCAGACUCUGUGUACAGCCAAGCACGACUCCUGAUCCUCCUGCCUCUACCUCUUGAAUGCUGGGUUGGCAGCAAGCGUUCUGCCAGCUGCGCUGUACCCCUUCCCUGUUGGGGGUUUUUUGAGACAAGGUUCAGUGGACUAGACUGGCCUGGAACUCACUAUGUAGCCUGGCUUUGAACUCACCAUCCUCCUGCUUCGGCCUCCCAGUGGCUGAGAUGACAGCGCACUGGUUAGGUUUUAUGAGGAGCCCUCCGACCCCUGAUGCCAUGAACAUGUCGCACCCUGCCGUAAGCGGUUCCGCUGGGCCUAGACUAUGGCCACUCCUCAGGUCACUUAGUAUGUCAUAGCGUGGAGGGAUUCAGUCUUCUAAAACUUCAGUACUUGGGAGGAGCAGGAUGGCUCAGUGACUAAAGGUGCUUGUCACCAAGCCUGACAAUCUGAGUUCAGUCCCUGGAAUCCACAUGGUGAAAUGAGUGUCCUCUGAUCUCCACACACACAUGACGCCCUCUGAUAAAAUCCAUAAUAAAAGAAAAACCUCGGUCUCAUGUG